GGUCACAUGACCCGGAAAAUGUGGGGCUUAAUUCCUGUGUUGGACUGCUCCCAGCUGUUGAAGCUCUGCCCUUCGCAGUGCAAACCCUUCAUCUGCCCCAUCACGACCCCCGGGCUCCGGCUGGACUCUACUCAACGCACCAUGUCAGCAGACCAAGCUUUUGUGACGCUCGCCACAACAGACAACUACGCCAAGGGAGCGAUGGUUCUCGGCCAGUCGUUACGGAACCACAACACAACCAAGAAGCUGGUCGCACUGAUAGGGCCUCAUGUUGCAGAACCUUGCAGAGAUGCACUACGCUCCAUCUUUGAUGAGGUGCGUGUGGUGGAUGUUAUGGACUCGGGCGAUACGGCUCAUCUAUCCCUGAUGAAGCGUCCGGACCUGGGAGUGACAUUCACCAAACUGCACUGCUGGACUCUCACACACUACAGCAAGUGUGUGUUCAUGGAUGCGGACACAUUGGUGCUGUCAAAUAUAGAUGAACUCUUUGAGAGAGAGGAACUGUCUGCAGCUCCAGAUCCUGGUUGGCCGGACUGUUUCAACUCUGGGGUGUUUGUCUUCAGACCGUCCAAUGAGACACACGAGAAGCUGCUGGCGUUCUGCAGUGAAAACGGCAGCUUCGACGGUGGAGAUCAGGGCGUUCUCAACAGUUUCUUUAACACCUGGGCGACAGCAGAUAUAGCCAAACACCUUCCCUUCAUCUACAACCUCAGCAGUAUCGCCAUCUACUCCUACCUGCCAGCUUUCAAACAGUACGGCCGUGACGCCAAGGUGGUGCACUUCCUGGGCAAGGUGAAGCCGUGGAACCACUCCUACGACGCGCAGAGGGGCGAGGUCAGAGGUCACUCCCUGUCCCCCGACCUGAGCCAGUUGCACCCCGACUACCUGCUCAUGUGGUGGCAGCUGUACGCCAAGUCUGUACUGCCUUUACUGCAGCAGGCCUACGGAGACACUCCCUUCAGCAGCGGCUUCGUAGAGGCGAACGAGAAUGAUAAGCUUCAUGAAGAUGUGAGAGAGCCGUCGGCACCCUUUGCUCCUCCUCCGCAGAAGGUUUCAUCAGAGGAGAGGAAGCAGCGCUGGGAAGCGGGCCAGAUUGACUACAUGGGUGACGACUCCUUCGCCAACAUCGAGCGAAAGCUUGACUCCUUCUUAAAGUAGCGGGCGAGGGGGGCGAGGGGGCGUGACGGACAGAGAGAGCAGCAGUUUGAAGCCCUGUGUGGGUGGGAAUUUAAGCGCUGCUCAGCCAAUCACGGGGGCUUCAUUAGCAGGUGACUGGGGGAAUGCCUCUGCGCAAGUUUCAGCCUCACUCUCUGCUUCCUGUCAGUGUGUGUUUGAAUGACAGAGAGUUUGACACAGUUUCCCAUGCACUCUUACCAUUCAUUAUUUUCUCUCCAAGGAAAAGUUUGACAUUUUGGGGAAAUGAAAACACUCAUUUGCUUUCUUGCCAAGCAGCGGUAGCACCAAGGGCUGAGUGUGGCCACCCUGAUACAAUUGCAGUUGUAGUUUAUGUGAAAAAUUGGAGGAAUUUGACAUAUAACGACCUGUAAAACACAUUUUUUUGUUGUAUCAAAGGAGGAGCAAGUGCUGCUUUGCACUUUCCCCACCCAGAGUAGAAAGUUUUAAAGGUGCUGGUUGGUGGAUUCUGUCGCAUUUGGACGGAGCCAGGUUAAUCUGGUUGCAGUCUUUGUGCCAGGCAGUGGCUAUACCACACAGACAUAAUCUUCCCAUCCAGCUCUUAAAAAGAAAGCGAAGUAACGUUACUUCCCAAAAUGUCAGACUUCAUAUUCCUAAAAGUGUUCUUGUGCAUCUGAUGGAGAUGGAUUCAGUCUUCCUAACCUGUGGAAACUUUCAGUAACAACAGAAACUGUGGAAAUGGCCUGUGGUUAAAGGGAAAUCAAUAAGUUUAAAAGUUGUUUCUGGAUUUGACCACAUUUCUUAACCUGCAAUAAGUCUCUCUAAACCACUUUGAAGCAGAUAUGCAGUGACUGGCUCACUUACCUCUUACAGUCUCUGCUCUGCUUUUCAGCCAGUUAUAAAAAUCCUGCUUUAGUCAGACAGUGUUCACCUCACCUGAGUACACAGAUAACCGUCCCUACCUGUGCCUCUGACACUCACCAGCUCCCUGUGACUUCAGCUUUGUAAUGUCUGGUAUUGUGUUAGGUUCAGGGCCAUAGACUGUAUAAUAAAUAAUGGAUGGAGUCACUGUUAUGUCACACACUGGCUUUGAUGCCUCAGGUUUGACAUUAUGGCCGUCGCCAUCUUGGUUUUUUUAAACCAAGGUGACCAUAUUCGAACGAGAGCUGGAGCUGCGGAGGAUAUGCAUUGCUACGCCUCUAUCCUGAUUGGAUCUGACCGAGAACCUGAAUCAUGGUAGCGACUUGUCAAUCACAAGGUAGCCACACCCUAAAGUAUACCCUGCUUUACACUUUACACUAGUGACGGUAAAAAAAAAUCAAGUGAUACGUAUUUUCUCAUAAACUUACAUACAAUUGGACUUAUUUUGCAACCAGGGUCACCUCCUGCUGGCCAUUAGAAAGAAUACAGAUUUAAGGAAAUUCCCAGAAGCUCCAUCCCCUUAUUAUUCUCUCUAUGGUCAGAGCCUGCUGUGUUGUAUUUGCAUGGCACAGAGUUCAAACGUGGGUCGGUAAUGAAGUCGACCCACAUCCUCAAGUGAUAUUAAGUCUGAUUUGUAUGUAUUUGUGCGUUUUCCCAGACAUGUCACAUGUACGCGUGCCCUGCAUGUAAUGUUCCUGCCAGACCAACAUCCGUAUAUCUCUGUGCCAUGUAUUGUUUCAUCACUUCCCGUCUGUAGUGUUACCAGCUGCCUUAUUGCCGUUUACUGUUUACAAAACCUCACUUACUGUAACUGCUGCUAGUAGCACAACAAACUGAGUUCCUCCUUUUACUUCACUCCUGCUUUGUGCCCUUAAACUAAAACUAUAAUCUAUAGCUCCUAACAAUGAGAAUACUCUCCUCACUUCAACCAAGAGGCUGGCAAGGUUGAGAGAAAAGUCCAUAUGCGAUCUUUCUGAUCUCGUCAGCCUGCUAAAUCCUAAAUCUGCAUGAGUGUGGAAGUGGAACAUAAUUGUAGUGACAUCGGUUAAAGCAGGUCUGUCCUGUUCCCCAGCUGUUAACUGUACAUCCCUGUUGAAGCGCUAAUAAAGAACUGGUGAAAAACCUUUUAUCCAUCC
Molecule: messenger RNA, 3191 nt
Organism: Dicentrarchus labrax (European seabass)
Lineage: Eukaryota; Metazoa; Chordata; Actinopteri; Moronidae
Gene: gyg1a
Product: glycogenin 1a
Exons: 7
Coding region: 7-1158 (383 amino acids)
Cellular component (GO): cytoplasm
Molecular function (GO): glycosyltransferase activity
Source: RefSeq, a predicted model, not a curated record